This is a messenger RNA of Sphaeramia orbicularis (orbiculate cardinalfish), 1482 nucleotides long. RefSeq names its product voltage-dependent calcium channel gamma-4 subunit-like. Gene Ontology annotation, molecular function: channel regulator activity; voltage-gated calcium channel activity. Gene Ontology annotation, cellular component: postsynaptic density membrane; AMPA glutamate receptor complex. The transcript has 5 exons. NCBI's taxonomy places the organism in Eukaryota, Metazoa, Chordata, Actinopteri, Kurtiformes, Apogonidae. Gene Ontology annotation, biological process: positive regulation of synaptic transmission, glutamatergic; regulation of AMPA receptor activity; neurotransmitter receptor internalization. The record is from RefSeq and is a predicted model, not a curated record. Bases 1 to 1389 code for a protein of 462 amino acids.
AUGGAGAGCAAAGGAAGAAACAUGCCCCCAGAUCUGAGCUUCCUGCCCCGUCCUGCCAUGGUGUGGUGUGAGCGUGGGAUCCAGGUCCUGCUGACCACCAUGGGGGCGUUCGCCGCCUUCGCCCUCAUGACCGUGGCCAUCGGGACGGACUACUGGCUGUACGCCCGCGCCUUCAUCUGCAACAGCACGGCCAACUCCAGCACUGACCCCAACCAGAACCAGGACUCCAGCAAGGACAAGAAGGACCCGGGAGCCCUGACCCACUCUGGGCUCUGGAGGAUCUGCUGCCUGGAAGGUUUGAAACGUGGCGUUUGUUCUCAGAUCAAUCAUUUCCCAGAGGAUGCCGACUACGACCAGGACGCUGCAGAGUAUUUACUACGUGUGGUGCGGGCCUCCAGCAUCUUCCCCAUCCUCAGCGCCAUCCUGCUGCUGCUGGGCGGAGUCUGUGUGGCCUCCAGCAGCUUCUACAAGAGCAAACGCAACGUCAUCCUGGGAGGAGGUAUCCUGUUUGUAGCUGCAGGUCUCAGUAACAUCAUCGGCGUCAUCGUCUACAUCUCGGCGGCGCUCAGCGACAUCUCCCCAAAGAAGGACGAGGAUAAGAAGUGGCACUACUCGUAUGGCUGGUCCUUCUACUUCGGUGGUCUGUCCUUCAUCCUUGCUGAGAUGGUCGGCGUCCUCGCCGUCAACAUCUACAUCGAGAAGAACAAGGAGCUGCGCUGCCGCUCACGCACUGACCUGUUCAAGAGCACCACCCACGCCAUGCUGCGCCUGCCCAGUUACCGCUUCCGCCGGCGUUCCCGCUCCAGUUCGCGCUCCACCGACCCGCCGCGCUCCCAGGAGGCCUCGCCCGUCGGCGUCUCCAAGACCUUCAGCCUGCCGCCGUCGGCCCCGCCCUUCUCCGUGGCCACGCUGCCCAACCCCCACCACAGCAGCAGUGGCAGUGGCGGCGGCGGUGGCGGCGGUGACAUCUCCAUGUACACGCUAUCCCGAGACUCCAAGCUGGGCAGCCUGGGUGGUGGUGCCCCACCCCUCUACGGCACCGUGGACCGGGCCACGCUGUACCAGCUCCACAACUACUUCCCCAAGGACUCCAGCGGCAGUGGUGGCAGCGGAGGAGGAGGCGGCGGUGGCAGCGGGGGAGGGGCGGUGAUUAGCAGCGGCACACUCCCGUCCCUCUCCAAGUCCAACCUGGCGGCGGCGGCGGCGGCCCAGAACACGGCGCCGCUCAACACCUCCACGGCGGCGCCGGCCCCGGCCCCGCAGGCUCCCGUUUCCACGGCAACCAUGGAGCGGGACCGCGGCAAUGUGGGAACCCUGGACCGACUGACCGCCAAACGGGACCGGGACAGCAACUCAGACACACUGAACAGGAAGACCACACCGGUGUAGAGCUCAGUGCACGGCGGCGUCCAGGAGGUAGGGGAGGGGCAAGAUGAGCGGGUGACAUCUGGGUGGAGUUUGGGUCGAGCCUUCGGUACUGAG